UGGUUCCUUCCUUUUCUGUUCCCUCUCCUGCCUUCCAGUUCUGGGCCUUCCCAACUGCCGAAGUGAGUACUGAGACCCUGGGGACAUCCUGAAGAGGUUGAGGUGCUAAGGAACCUUGGGGCGCCCAGAAGAAGAUUCCUGAAGCCAACUCAGAGCCAGAGAAUUUGCCUGCUACUUGAGUGUCUGAUUCUUCCUCACCUGAAUCCCUGUUGCUAUGGAGACCACCAACGGGACUGAGACCUGGUAUGAGAGUCUGCAUGCUGUUCUGAAGGCUCUAAAUGCCACUCUUCACAGCAACUUGCUCUGCCGGCCAGGACCAGACAACCUGACUGCGGAGCGGCAGACCCGCCUACCCGGCCGUGAUGACAACUCCUACAUGUACAUUCUCUUCGUCAUGUUCCUAUUUGCUGCCACUGUGGGCAGCCUCAUCCUGGGAUACACCCGCUCCCGCAAAGUGGACAAGCGCAGUGACCCCUACCACGUGUACAUCAAGAACCGUGUGUCUGUGAUCUGAUGCUAGAAACGUGGGAUGGCGGAAGAUCAAGAGACCUGAGGAUAGAUCGUCUUCUGGGGCCUCCUGAACUCGGCCAUGGAUCCCGUUGGGCUUCAGUGUUCCCAUGUAUAAGAUCAACAAGGAAUAGCGCUAAGGGGUGUCAUUAUUGGGCUGGGAUGAGAAGAGCAAACCUAGGCCUUCUGGGGGAAAAAUCCCUUUCUCCAGCAAAGAUAGACUUGAUAGACAGUGGGAACCAUGAACAAAUAUACAGAAGUAGCAAAAUACCUAAUGACUGGUGUAGCGGCUGGAGUGUUAGGGGUUAGGGGCUUGAGGAAGGAGAAAAGGAAGUUUUCGCAGAGGGAAAUUAAAUAAGAAGAUGUACGGAGGACACAUUUUGUGUGCAUUAUCUUCAAUGAUCCUGAGAAGCAGCAAUGAUUAUCCCAUAUCACAGA
Messenger RNA from Pteronotus mesoamericanus, 945 nucleotides. RefSeq names its product potassium voltage-gated channel subfamily E regulatory subunit 3 (gene KCNE3). Gene Ontology annotation, biological process: ventricular cardiac muscle cell action potential; regulation of heart rate by cardiac conduction; potassium ion export across plasma membrane. The record is from RefSeq and is a predicted model, not a curated record. The coding region runs from base 215 to 514 and encodes 99 amino acids. Lineage: Eukaryota; Metazoa; Chordata; Mammalia; Chiroptera; Mormoopidae. The transcript has 2 exons. Gene Ontology annotation, cellular component: membrane. Gene Ontology annotation, molecular function: transmembrane transporter binding; voltage-gated potassium channel activity involved in ventricular cardiac muscle cell action potential repolarization; delayed rectifier potassium channel activity.